UUCUGUCAGUCACGUCAAUCUAAUCAAACAAAAAAUAGAUAAAAUUCAAGUAAAAAAUCAAUUUGAAACCUAAAUAGUAAUACAUUUUAUUAUACUAUGGAUAAACAGAAGCACACCUUUAUAGAUGCAAGAAAUAUCGGUGAUAUAAUAGAAUAUAUAGAACAGUGCAGGGAAGAAGAGCCGAUGGAACAGAUCUCCAGUUCAAAGAAAGUUCAGCAAAAAGGCAUACUUUCAGAGCGGGGUAUUAGAAAAAGUACUUCUUACCAUAAGCCAAAAAUGACUGAGGUUAUCGGGGAUAGUCAGCAGAAUAUCUGCAGAAGAAGGGAAGAAUUGGUACUGCAAACGAUCAAUGAAUUCGCUGAACAGUUAAGAUUAGAUCCAAACUACGCUCAGACAAAAGGCUUGCUGAUCGAGAAAGGCAUACGAAAGUAUACUGAAAAUCAAGGAGCGUUCAUAAAAAGAGAUUAUAUGCCUCCAGAAAAAAUGGUAGAACAUUCAGUAGAGAAUUUCGCAAACCAAUCGAGUCCCAUUUAUAGAUCGCCUGACAUAAAUAAUUUGCGCAUAGAAAAGGGCUUAAAAUUAAGCUGGGAAAAUAAAAAGAAUACUUUAGAAAAUGGCUCGUUUGAUAUGCCAAAGAUUCUUAGCUAUAUUCAACAAUUUAACAAGUCUUUGGACAACAAUUCCGGCAAUAUAAAUUGGACGGACUUUCGCAAAAAUUUGCUAAAAAUACAUCGUUACUAUAUGAAGCAGCAUAGUUUUAUCUGUUCUGAUGAAGAAUAUGCAGUAGAUGAUGUAGGAGAGAAUCCAUUGAAUAAGUUUGGACAAGACUCCAAAACUCUGAAGAAAAAUGAAACCUGCAAGAUCAACAGUUUAGAUUUGAAAAUGCAAGAAUUCUACAUAAAAUAUAAUCGAACGCUAAUCAAUAGGGAGAAGACAUUUAAAGAGAUGAUGACACUUCAAUCAAUGCAUAAACAAAUCGGACAGAGACUCUCUCAAAUCGAGAUGGAAAUUCACGCGUCUCGCUCUCAACUUUUGAAACGAGGUGUGCACAAUAAAUGAGCUAAAAUUGUAGGCUUCUUCGCUCUUCUCUCUUCACCUCGUCGCUGUUCCAAAAUGAAAUCUUCAAGUUGGUAAUUUUACUUGGUCGAAGGACCACAAUUACUGUGAUUGUUGCCCUGCUACCUCGUUAUGAUAUCGAAUACUUUUUGCAUACGGCAAACUCGGAAAUUGAGAAAGCCAUAAAGGUGUGGCCAAGUCAAAAUUUGUGUGUCUGUCUCAUCGUCUGUCAACUGAUGGCCGAUAAACGUUAUUUAAUAAAUUCUCAAGUAUUUCAAAUUA
Molecule: messenger RNA, 1338 nt
Organism: Drosophila nasuta
Lineage: Eukaryota; Metazoa; Arthropoda; Insecta; Diptera; Drosophilidae
Exons: 3
Coding region: 97-1059 (320 amino acids)
Source: RefSeq, a predicted model, not a curated record